UGUAACCGGCGACUAGUUAUAGAUAUUUCACUGCGCUUAUCGGCCGCGCGAUGGCCAAGGCGGUCGUGCCGACGAGCCAAGACCCUUUGACCCCAGAGAACUCGGCCACAAAGCCGCCAGUCUCGCCGGAGCGCUCGCCCAAGAAGGCGGCCAAGUACGCGCCUUCCGCGGCAAGUGCCAAGCAGAUUGCGGUUAAAUCCAACGACAACGCGAGCGAGGCCAAGUCACCGGGCAAAGGCAACUCGAAGGAGAAGGAGACAGCGCCGCCAGUAGCCAACGACGCUGCAAAGCCCGCAGAGACAAGUGCCGAGCCGGCAGCGCCACCACCCGACGAACCCAGCUUGGAGGAGCUGCUCGAAGUACCCGUGGGCAUCUUUGGGCCGCAGUUUACGCGUCGCGACACCGAAGAUCUGUGCUUCGCCAUGGGCAUGAGCCUCCAAGAGGUCGGCAAGCUCAUCGCAAUCUUCAAUGACAUUGAUGUCAACUGCUCCGGUCUCAUCAACUUGGUCGAGUUUUACCACCUUCUCGACUCGCCACAAAACGCGUAUACGCUCGGCGUGCUUCGCCUGGCGCCGGCGCGAAAAGACCCCAAGAAGCUCGAAAUCGACGACUUUGUCGAAAUCAUUUGCAAAUUUGUGCGCAUGCGGCCGCGCGAGGUCGUGACGUUUUGCUUCGAGACGUUUGACGAAGAUGAAUCGGGCGCGUUGGACCCUAUCGAGUUUCUCAACAUGUGCGCUGCGAUCCAGGUCAAGGGCAAAGGGUUCUUCGAUGGCAACUUUCGCAAAGCGAUGGCGUCGUUUGAUAAGAACAACGACGGACUCCUCGACCACGAUGAGUUCCAAGAGAUCAACGUCCAGUUCCCACUCGUCUUUUACCCGCUCUUUCAAUUCCAAAACAAGAUGCUGCAGCACACGCUCGGGUGGUGGAAGUGGUACCAAAUCACGUACCGCGAGCGCAAGAUCGACAUGUGGCGCAAGUACAUGCACUCGCACCUGGGGCGGGAGCCGCCGAUUACGCUCGAAGACCAACUUUGCAGCUGCCUCUACAAGACCAGCCAAAUGCGCCUCGUGGCUGCACAGCUCUAUAAGACCGACCAAAUGCGGCUGACGCUCGAGGCGAAGCGCGCGGCGUUGCCUAUCAUACCAAAAGCCAAGGUCCCGCUUCCGUCGCCCAACGACAAGUACAAGCAAAGGUCGCCAUCCAAGAAGCAGCCAAUCCAGCCACUCAACCCCAUCAUCAAGCCCGCUGCGACGGCGAAAGAGCUUCAGUUAGCAAAGAAGCACACGUCGAGUAUACGCGCAAAGACGUCGCGAUGACAUCAUUAUCAAAACUACAGCGCGUUUGUUUGCUAUACGAUC
Molecule: messenger RNA, 1358 nt
Organism: Saprolegnia diclina VS20
Lineage: Eukaryota; Oomycota; Saprolegniomycetes; Saprolegniales; Saprolegniaceae
Exons: 4
Coding region: 51-1316 (421 amino acids)
Molecular function (GO): calcium ion binding; calcium-dependent protein serine/threonine phosphatase regulator activity
Source: RefSeq, a predicted model, not a curated record